Messenger RNA from Zea mays, 1543 nucleotides. Its product is annotated as UDP-glucose-4-epimerase. Gene Ontology annotation, molecular function: UDP-glucose 4-epimerase activity. NCBI's taxonomy places the organism in Eukaryota, Viridiplantae, Streptophyta, Magnoliopsida, Poales, Poaceae. The record is from RefSeq and is marked validated. Bases 162 to 1229 code for a protein of 355 amino acids. The transcript is spliced from 9 exons. Gene Ontology annotation, cellular component: cytosol. Gene Ontology annotation, biological process: galactose metabolic process.
GCGAAACAGAAGCACGGCAAUCUCGAUCUCGUUCGUUCCCCUGAGCGGCAGUCAGUGCGAGCGAGCGCGCACACAGACAACUCAUCCUCUCCCCUCUCUCUCUCACACACACACAUCCAUCAUCCCAUCCCUGUGACGGGCGAUCCGAGGGCCUACCGACGAUGGUGUCCGCCGUGCUCCGGACCAUCCUCGUGACGGGCGGCGCCGGGUACAUCGGCAGCCACACGGUGCUGCAGCUGCUGCAGCAGGGCUUCCGCGUCGUCGUCGUCGACAACCUCGACAACGCCUCCGAGGCCGCCCUCGCCCGCGUCGCCGAGCUCGCCGGGCACGACGGCGCCAACCUCGUCUUCCACAAGGUUGACCUUCGCGACAGGCACGCGUUGGUGGACAUCUUCUCGUCGCACAGGUUCGAGGCUGUCAUUCACUUUGCUGGGCUCAAGGCUGUUGGGGAGAGCGUGCACAAGCCCCUACUUUACUACGACAACAACCUGGUCGGCACCAUCACCCUCCUGGAGGUGAUGGCUGCGAACGGCUGCAAGAAGCUGGUGUUCUCGUCAUCUGCAACUGUCUAUGGGUGGCCCAAGGAAGUACCCUGCACCGAAGAAUUCCCGCUCUGCGCCACCAAUCCCUAUGGGCGGACAAAGCUUGUGAUUGAAGACAUCUGCCGCGACGUCCACCGCUCCGACCCCGACUGGAAGAUCAUACUGCUCAGGUACUUCAACCCCGUUGGCGCUCAUCCAAGCGGGUACAUCGGCGAAGACCCCUGCGGUGUCCCGAACAACCUGAUGCCCUACGUGCAGCAAGUCGCUGUUGGGAGGUUACCUCACCUCACGGUCUACGGGACGGACUACAGCACCAAGGAUGGGACUGGGGUGCGUGAUUACAUCCACGUUGUCGACCUGGCUGACGGCCACAUAGCAGCCCUGAGGAAGCUCUACGAAGACUCCGACAAAAUAGGCUGUGAAGUGUACAACUUGGGGACUGGAAAGGGGACGUCGGUGUUGGAAAUGGUGGCUGCAUUCGAGAAGGCUUCUGGGAAGAAAAUCCCUCUGGUGUUCGCUGGGCGAAGACCCGGAGACGCAGAGAUCGUCUACGCCGCAACUGCCAAGGCAGAGAAGGAGCUCAAAUGGAAGGCCAAGUACGGGAUCGAGGAGAUGUGCAGAGAUCUGUGGAACUGGGCGAGCAAGAACCCGUACGGGUACGCUGGGUCACGCGACAACAGCAAAUGAACCACCCAUCCAUGCAUCCCAUCCUGCAGUAGGAGCAAGCAGCAGCCUUAUAGCCUAUGCUACCAUAAUUAGUAACUCAUCAAUCAUGCAUACAUAAUCAGCCAGUCAUCUGAUUAGGGGUACUGCGAUGGGCCUCGCUUCUUCAGUGUAUAGAGGGAGGAGGAGGGGGGUCAUCUUGAUAUUCUUUUUUUUAUCAUUCCCGAAUGAUUAUUAUUAGUAGCCAGUUCGAUAUUACUCCAUGGUUGGUUGCUAGAGAAGGAAUAAGCUCCAUUCAUAUACCUAACUAAAGAUAUAUAUAUACAUGCAUUCACUGU